Exophiala xenobiotica is the source of this 5026-nucleotide messenger RNA. RefSeq lists its product as uncharacterized. The transcript is spliced from 2 exons. Gene Ontology annotation, cellular component: cytoplasm. Lineage: Eukaryota; Fungi; Ascomycota; Eurotiomycetes; Chaetothyriales; Herpotrichiellaceae. Gene Ontology annotation, biological process: signal transduction; actin cytoskeleton organization. The record is from RefSeq and is a predicted model, not a curated record. Bases 643 to 4221 code for a protein of 1192 amino acids.
CGUUAGACAUGGACAGCGAGAAGCCAAUUGUUCGCCCUGUCUAAUUAUGGCCCUGCAGCACUGCACUGCACCUCAUCUGACACUGCAAGCCACCACGCACUCUAUUGUCCUUCAGUCUUCAUCAUACUGUCUUCAGACAUUUGUCGGCAGGGCCGUCUUACCAUUCUCAACAACGAAUAGACGCGUUGCCUUGUCGAUUGACCCCUUAAAUCAACCUACACCUUCCUCAGCCCGAGCCUGACCACCAAUUCCCCGAGCGGUACUCCUUCCUCACCCGUCGCGCCGCUGUGCAUGUAACCUCUUCCUAGGCUUUCUGAGAGAGCCUGUCCGCCUUUGCGCCGUCAAACCGCUUUCGACCUUGCCCAAGAGGGCGCAGCGAGGUUGAUUGAAACCCGAAACCACACUGCCGAACUCUCUCCUCGCCUCAUUCUUCACCGGACCUGCGUGUGGUGUGUAUUGCAUGAAGUGUGUCCGUGCGACCAAAGGAGGGCUUGACAACGUUUAAGGAAAAGAUCUGGGUCACUUACGGACGUGCGACCUACGUGUGCACCAGAGCUUCGGCUGCUGGAAGUCAUUCGUGUCGAAUGUUUACUCGGUCGGUGGAGACACAUACAUGCAACACAUAUCGAGGAGUAACAUAAAAUGGCGGCUCCGCUCGAAGAGCUGCCUCAAGGAAAUCCUGGAACAACAAGAUACACAAUAGGCGCGCCGCGACCUCAGAAUGAACCGCCUCAGCGGACAUCAUCCAAUGGAAAUGGUCAAUACAAUGGGUAUGGCCAACAUCAGGCAAUUGGGAAUCCGAAUGAUGCUCAAUAUGACAGCGACGCCAGAUAUUCCACAGAGAGCCGGACCGGCAGAAAGAGAUCUCUCGGCGGACCUGGUGGCAGCGAGAGAAGCAGAUCAAGAACAAAUGGCAGUUCUGGCAAAUCGCCAGGUGCUACGGUGCGCACAUGCAAGAAAUGCGGCGAGCCCUUGACCGGCCAAUUUGUGCGCGCUCUAGGAGGCACGUUUCAUCUCGACUGUUUCAAGUGUGCCGACUGUGGACAGAUUGUCGCUUCGAAAUUCUUUCCUGUUGACGCGGAGGAUGGAUCUGGACAGUUUCCUCUCUGUGAGACAGACUACUUCCGACGUCUGGACCUUCUUUGCUUCGAAUGCGGCGGCGCUCUCCGGGGUUCCUACAUCACAGCGCUUGACCGCAAAUAUCACAUCGAACAUUUCACCUGUUCUGUAUGUCCGACAGUAUUUGGCGCCCAGGAUAGCUACUACGAGCAUGAUGGAAAAGUCUACUGUCACUUUCAUUAUUCCACACAAUUCGCGCAGCGUUGCAAUGGUUGUCAGACUGCCAUUCUCAAGCAGUUUGUUGAAAUCUUCCGCAAUGGACAAAACCAACAUUGGCACCCCGAGUGCUACAUGAUUCACAAGUUUUGGAAUGUGCGACUGGCACAGAAUGGAGCAAUUUCGGAGAGAAAAGACAUAAAUGCACCAGUCACAGACGAUGAGCGGGAGCAAGUCAAAGAAGACGAAGAAAAGAUGGAAGACAAAGUCUACCGAAUCUGGAGCACCCUGUCUACAUUUGAAGAGUCUUCCGCCUCCUGCAUCUCCGACAUGCUUCUGCAUGUCAGCAAUGGUGUCUAUGUUGACGGAGUCAUCGUUGCACGAAAAUUCAUUUGGCACGUUGAUAUUCUUUUUGGGGCAAUUGAUACUCUUGCGUCUCUUGUUGUUGCAGCUGGACUGAAAGAACUAGCUUAUGGCCGAGAGGCCAAGCUGCUUUGCAAGAAAGUUGUGGCAUUCUUCACCCUCCUUUCAAAAACUCAGGAGACUGGCGUGCGCAAGCUCGGAGUCACCCAGGAGCUCUUAUCUCUCGUCACAGGCUUGGCCCACUACUUGAAGCUCCUCAUUCGCAUCGGUCUCCAAGGAGCUCUGAAACUAGAGAGAGAGCGCCGUUCUCCGGAAGGUCUACAUGCUUUUCUGGACGAACUAUCGGACCUUGAAACAAUCAAAGAGCAGGAACUGAAGUCGCUUGAUCUGGCAGAGAGCGUGGCAGGAUUAGCAAAUCAGGAGUCAGACUGCUGCUCGGCCUGUAUGGAACCUAUUGAUGACGAAUGUGUUAUGAUCUACGGCCGCCGCUGGCAUGCAAAGCCAUCACACCUUACCUGCAGCGUCUGUCAGCGCGACUUGACAACAGAUCUUGCGCUCGCUGUUUACAGCGAGAAAGAGGACAAAGCUUAUUGCGUCGAGCAUUCACGAAGAUUACAGGAUCCUGUCUCGGGCUUCUCCUAUGUCACCAAGCUCCAACAGUAUGUUUUCCUUCUUCGCGUUGCUCUAGCACGACUGCUGGAGGUCCUCAAGUCUGGUGGAACCUUGCCGCACACUUCGGACGACCCCAAUCUAACCCCUUACAACACCACUGAAGGCCACCGUGUUUCGCCAACUGGUGAAAAGGUCACUUCUCGGCAAAUGAUGGGCUCGAGAUCGAGGUCUUAUGCAGGCGCCUCAAGUCAACAGCAAGAGUCGUCUUUGGAGCAAACAGUCGGCGAAAUGAAACGGCUUAGGUCCACCCGGAAUGAACGAACUCUUUCUACGACCUUCCGAAAAGCUCGUGAAUCGAAAGUCCUCUAUGGACCCACCGGGGUCCGGCCAGGCUCGGAGGCAGGAGAUGGCCAGGAAGGGAGAAACCGCGGUGGCUUCCAAAUCGUUGAAGAACGAGAUCUUGACGGUAGAAUGCGCCCAGAGUUGACUUUCGGCAACCAAGAUGGUUUGACCCUCGACGAUAUCCCGAGAAUUGUGGCUGCCGAACAAGCCAAAGAGCAAAGACCAAACGCCUUCCGUCAUGCGGGCACUAAUCUUAUCGGACACCGCGGCAACGAACCAAGACUCGUCAACGGUCACCAAAGAGGUACUUCUGGUGGCAAUGACCUACUGGCAGGUGAACCCAGUCCAUUGCGGACCAAGCGGUAUUUCUCUGAACUGACUGCACUUGAGUACUUCAUUGUGCGACAUGUUGCUGUUCUCUCGAUGCAGCCUCUGCUAGAAGGGGAGUACACGCUCGAAGAUUUGCUUGGGCUGAUCGAAACGAGGAAGCAGACUUUCUGGGGUAAAGUCAGCCGUGCACUCCGCAACGAUGGCAAAACCAAGAAAAAGGGUAUAUUCGGCAUCCCUCUGGAGACCCUGGUCGAGCGUGAGGGCGCAGAAUCCACUAAUGGAGUGGGCCCUGGAGCCUUGAGAGUUCCGGCGAUUGUUGACGACUGCGUCUCGGCCAUGAAGCAAAUGGAUAUGUCGGUGGAAGGGGUCUUUCGAAAGAAUGGCAACAUCAAGCGGCUCAAAGAAGCCUCAGAAGCGAUCGAUUCUAAUCAAACACCAGACCUCAACCGGGAGAAUCCUGUCCAAGUGGCUGCCUUACUGAAGAAAUUCCUGCGGGAAAUGCCCGAACCUCUAUUGACAUUCAAACUGCACAAAUUAUGGAUCACUUCACAAAUGAUCGAAGAUGAGGAACGCCGGAGAAGAGUCAUGCAUUUGACAUGCUGCUUGAUGCCAAAGAGCCAUCGCGACACCAUGGAAGUGCUGUUCUCUUUCCUAAAGUGGGCAGCAUCCUUUUCUCAGGUGGAUGAGGAGUCUGGCAGUAAGAUGGACAUACACAAUCUGGCUACGGUGAUGGCUCCCAACAUUUUGUACGCCAAGGAGAAGUCACCAAAUGCCAGACAGCCACAAGUUCCGCAGGUUGACGACAGUUUCCUCGCCAUAGAAGCCGUUAACACUUUGAUCGAGUACAACGACUAUUGCUGUCAGGUUCCAGAAGAUUUACAGUCCAUCUUGACUGAUAGCAGCCUUCACGCUGGGACCGCAGAAAUCACGACCAAGGAAAUCCUAUCAAGAUACGGCCAUAUUGCGAGAGGUCAGGUGCAAAAGCAAACAGUUCAGCCAGCUGAUGCCCCAAUCCGCAGCCCUGCGUCAGCUUCAAGUUCGAUUGGACCUGUGGCAACACGUGUCGAUGUUGACCCUUACCAAGCUACGGCCUGGCAAAAGCAGAGUUCCGUCCGUCCUGUACAAAAUAUCGCUUCAGCCACAUCCGCCCCCAAAAACGACUUCAACUUUAGCGCUCCCAAUAGCCCUUACGCCAGAGACCGAGCUGGUAGCUCCGGAAGCGGAGGAAGCCAUGGAGGUACACCUUCUGGUAGGCACAGCUUCCAGCCUAGGCCAGGUCAGAUGGGCAUUGCAGGUUGACAAGCCAUUUCUCAACAUCGAAAGAGUCUUCAGCAUAUUGCGGCGUUCUUGUCACCUUGUUGGUUUAUGAUGGGGGCAUGGCCCAGACGACCUAAACGGUGUGUCUUGUGUCGCCACGGAGAAAAAGGUGUGACCAUUGAAUGGUCCACCAGUUGGACGAAUUUGACGACACUCAAUCUUUCUUAUGUUCAUGGGGUUUUCCAAGGGCUCACGGAGUUCAUUUUCCGCUGCAUGAGACAGCAAUCGCAGAGCUUCUGCAACCUUUAUUCCCACUUUUUGCUGACGACACUGGGCUCUGUUGUGCACAGUGUGCUUUUGUUUUGCUACCUUAUGCUGCCUGCUCUCAUUGCAGGCACGACGCCGUUGCAUGUUGACAGCAGGCGGAACCAAAAUUCGCAAAUCUUGUUAGAAAUUCAUGGAAGCUGAUCUCGAGCGUUGGGCGCUCCGCUUUCGACAUGGAGCAGAUCGAUGCUGCUUCACUUGGCGACGAGGCAUUCUUGGACAUGGGAGCAGGUGUGGUUGGAUAAUAUGGUCGGGCGAGGAUCGUGUAACGAGGAAAAUUUUUGUUCAUAACGGCCUCACUCCCGUACUGCUCUUUCAGAAGUUGUGGAUGACAAGACAAGGGCGAAAGGAGACAGGUGUGGGACCACUUUUUACUGUUGGAGUCGUUACUCUAUGCUGGAGUCGGGCUGAGUUGAGCGCCUUGCAGGCUGCAUUUCACAUUCGAAAACACCUUCCUAGGUCAACUGAUCAAGCUCAAGGAUAGGUCAAUUACUGGCCGUUGAGUCCAUUCUGUUUGCUACUG